AUGUCCACCGUCGACAAGGCCUUCUUGGCAAAGAAGGUCAUCUCCUCUGAUGGUCCCUCGCCCAAGGAGGAGGAACACAAUGUGUCACUUGUUGACUGGUGCGUGGCCGGUAUUGAGCCUGAGGAGGAGGCCAACAGACGGCGGUCGGUGCUGGAGCACAUCAACAACAUUGUGCGUGCGUGGAUUCGCUCGACCAUGAUCACAGAAUUUCGCAUGCCGGCGGAGGCGGCUACACAGGUGGAGGGGCGCAUCUUCGCCACGGGUUCCUACCGCUACAAUGUCCAUGCGUCUGGCAGCGAUAUUGACAUUGUCCUCAUCGCGCCAAACCGCAUUACCCGUGAGCACUUUUUCAAUACACUCGCCCCACGUCUACAGCAUGAGCCGCGUAUUACGGAAUUACACUGCAUUCGGGACGCACGUGUGCCUCUUAUUGCGAUGGUGGCAGACGGGAUUGAUAUCGAUUUGUCCUUUGGAUCAAUUCGACAAGAUCGUGUGCCAGAAGUUAUCACAGACGAUUUGUUACAGGGACUGGAUGAUCAAUCUGUACUAAGUUGUAAUGCGGUGCGUGUGGCUCAUAACAUUAUGGAUCUUGUUCCCCAUAAGGCAUCAUUUCGUCAGGCAUUGCGUUUUAUCAAAGCGUGGGGAAAAGCACGGGGAAUUUACAGCAACACGUUUGGGUUUCCCAGCGGUAUUGGAUGGGCUAUUCUUGUUGCCUUUGUGUGUCAAUGCCACCCGAAUCAGAACGCCGCUGGCAUUGUAGUACGCUUUUUUCGUAUAUAUCACUCAUGGUUCUCACCAAACCCACAAGAAAGCGGUAGGGAAAAUCGAGCCAUUUAUUUAACCGAAACAAUGCGAGUCAAAACAAACCUUGGUCGCGGUUGGGAUCCACGUGAGUCCAAGUCGGAUGCGAUGGCGCUUUUCCCUGUUCUCACACCGGCCGUUCCAUACGGCAACGCAUGCUUUAACGUGACAUUGACAAAUCUUCGACAGUUGUGUACCGAGUUUGCACGUGGACAUGAAAUCUGCAGUUCAAGCCUUGUUACUUCCGCUGAAGAGGCCAAGUCACGGUUUGGUCCGCAUGGUAUUUGGAGUAGACUACUAGAACCUGUGAAGUUUUUUGGUGAGCACAAGUAUUACUUGCAUGUGCUUGUAUCAUGUACAGACGCAGAGGCAUAUCAGGGUUACGUGGAUGCCGUUGAGUCGAGGAUCCGUUUUCUUUGGGCUGGUACAGCAGAGUCACGAGGAUAUGCAUUGGAGAAUAUUCGGCACGUGCGAAUACGGCUCAAUCCACGGCGUUAUGAAGCUCCAGAGGAGGUUGAGACACGAGCUCGUCUCCUCAAAAAGACGUCUCGUAGCAGCGGUGGGGGCAACGGCUCCAUGGAAGUGUCUUCUCAUCAAACUUCCGGGGCGGUGGACGACUCUUCUUCACCAAAGAUAUUUAGUUGUCAUUAUUUUAUUGGCAUGUCUGUGGAUCCGAAGGCAACUUCAGGGAAAAUUUAUCUUGCUCCCAGCAUUAGGGCUUUCCACGGCAUUGUAAGGCAACUACGGCAGUACAAGGAGGGAAUCACGCGACUUCCUGUCAUUACGGUCGAAGACAUAUCAAAAAUACCCGCGUUUGUGAAGUCUGCAGCCGGUUUCAAGGAAACUGUGGUGGUACCGGAUGCGGAUCAUGCGGAUGAUGCAGCAUCUCUCGCUAAGGCCCAUGUUGAGAAUGGUGCGCGCAGCACCGUAGCUGGAGAGAAGCGUACUCGUGAAGAAGGCGAGUUGAAGCACGACGCCGACGCAGCAAUAGAGAGUACGGUUACUGAAGCUUCUUCACCAUCUGUGGCAAACGUUUCUGGGGUACUUCAUGGGAGGACAAAGAGUGGAGCGGCGAAUAACACAGCAGUUGACGAGGAUGAACCUGAUUUAGAAGAGGCCCUGGGUCUUGGGUUUUGA
Messenger RNA from Trypanosoma cruzi, 1938 nucleotides. RefSeq names its product poly(A) polymerase, putative. Gene Ontology annotation, cellular component: nucleus. The record is from RefSeq and is a predicted model, not a curated record. Bases 1 to 1938 code for a protein of 645 amino acids. Gene Ontology annotation, molecular function: poly(A) RNA polymerase activity; RNA binding. NCBI's taxonomy places the organism in Eukaryota, Euglenozoa, Kinetoplastea, Trypanosomatida, Trypanosomatidae. The transcript has a single exon.